AUCGCGACUAUACUAAUAACCGCACGCGAGACACACUGGUGCUCGCUGGCCGUUGCUGACAUGGGCCCGCUCAGAUGUGACAUCGUCGAACGGCUGCGCAAGGCGCCGAUGUUCAUCUCAUUCGUACUGAUCGCGAACAUCGCCCGCAGUGGUGCAACGUCCGAAACCCGUAUCGAGCAGAUGCAAAUUUAUCAGUACGACAAUUACGAGGAAUGCCGUCACACGUACAGCGAUUUUGUGUACUGUAGUACAAAGGCGCACCUGACACCAAGCUUGGAUUCAGCGCUUUGGGACGAGAUAAUGAACUAUUCAACACAUCCACGUCAUUUCGAUCGACGAACGAUCGAAGUUGGAGCGUGUGUUCAAAGGUGCAGACCUUCCUUUGACAGUGCAAUACAUAAUGUAUCAGCAGAGCUGCAGCGAUGCAUUGAACGGAAAAUGUGGUCACAAUAUGAGCUGAAUUCAACCAUUGAAAUCAUGCGCUGUAUUUACGCGGACGAAACAUUGACAGAAACCAGUACCGGAAUAGGUGUGGCUGAGAUUGGGUUCCUGUGCUUCGCGUUAGGGGCGAUAGUGCUGGCAAUUUUUGCCUCCUGGUCGGACAAUCCGCAGCAAGGAUGUACAGCAGAUAAGAAGAUUGCAAACACCGGCAACCUGCUGCAAUGCUUUUCCCUGGCUCGCAACUUACCGAAGCUGAUUGAGCGGGAGACUAAUCUACGCCAUCUUGACGGCAUCCGUGCACUGACGAUGUUAAUUAUUCUGCUGACCCAUUCCACCAUUCCCUUGAUAAGGAUGCCGCUGAAAAAUGCUAACGAUCUGGAAGCCCAAUUCAGCCAACCAUGGUUCCCGGUUGCGAUGGCCGGCAAUACGUACACGGUGCAGAUAUUCUUCGUCAUCGGAGGCUUGCUGUUGGCCGUCAACACACUGGAGCAAUUUAAGCACCGUGACAAUGUUGGUCUGGCCUAUUUUUUGGAUCGAGUAAAAAUUCGCCUAAUCAGAAUACUUCCGCUGUAUCUGUUUGUGAUCCUUUUCCACGCGUCAUGGUACCCUCGGCUGUACGAAGGACCGAUUGGUGAUCGUUUCAAGGAUCAUUGCACAACAAACUGGUGGACCAAUGUCGUGUUUUUGAACAACUACAUCAAUGCAAGCGAACCGUGCAUACAGUUUGCCUGGUAUCUAGGGGCAGACUUUCAACUUUAUCUGCUCGGUACAGCGUUAAUGAUCGUAAUGCGGAUUCCGAAGCUGUUUAAACCUACCUUAGUGUGUAUGUUGCUUGGCGCCUUUCUGGGACCGAUGAUCGUCAUUUAUCGAUAUCACCUGGAUGCUACAGUGAUGAUGAUACUACGAUACGUUCUUCAAGAAAUUCGCACAUUACCAUACUACUUGCGCGUGUAUAUUCCAUUCGAGACAAAUGCAGGCAACUAUUUUUUCGGUAUGCUUGCUGGCAUUGCUUAUUCCCGCCUAAAGGAUAACCCCUCGGCCACCAGUAUACUAAAGCUAAACUAUCUGCUGCCUAUAAGCGCUGCGUUUUUCCUAGCAAUGAACGGCCUCACUAUGCUGCUACCCUCCGAUCACUUGAGCCAACCGUCGAUCGGUCUCGCACUGUUCGGAACAAUGCUGAAAAGCGGCUGGGGAAUAUUUCCCUCCGUAUUAUUGCUUUACAUAGCAUUUGAGAAAAGACCGGCCUGGUUAGUUGCAGCCCUACAACAUCCGAUAUUGCUGGUUGCGUCCAAAUUAAGCUACAGCAUAUACCUGAUACAGUAUGCAAUAGUUUACACGGUGUACAAGCACAUCACCUAUCCGCUAGUGUAUAACAGUUUUACCAUUCUUCUCUUUACAGCAGCGAUCGUCAACAUCACGUUCUGUGUAGCAUUUUUGUUACACAUUUUUAUUGAGCUUCCAUUUAAUUUAUUCCUCAAACAAAUCAUGGGCAAACCUAAAGCGAAAGUCUAAUUGUUUUUAACUUACUCAGCAAAAAUAGAAAUAAGGACGAAUUUAUACUUGGCCUGCCAUUUCUGGCUUUCUGUGACCUAAUUUUACCCGUAGUAAAGUAGUCAGCCCUACGCACGGGGAGGCGGUCAGGAUGGGAUUUCAGCCCUGGUUCUGUCGUGUGAAGACCGGCGCCGUUUUUCGCCUCGACCACCGCUCCGCCCCAAAACCUAUAUUUAUACACCUAUCGCUUUUCUUUUUUGUACAAAAUAAGUUUGAUCAUCCGAAUUUUAAUGUUUUUUGUAAAUGUGGUUUUGAACGUAAACUAAUGUCACGUCGCGUUCAAACAUUUAUCAUUAACUUAGUCCUUGUAAGAAACUCUAAACUGUUCCAGUUAAAACAUUUGUUUCAUGAAAAGUCUAACUACUGGAAAAUUGCACUAGCACAAUUUUGCCAGCACAAAGCAUCUGGAUCUGCCAUUACUCGGUUUCAUCGCAGAUCGCUUCAACACAGUGGACGAAAACUUAACCCAUAGUUAUAAUUAAUUAAUAUUUAUUGUAAGUGAAAACGAUGAGGCCGUAUUAUUUGUUUUUAAUAGAUUUAAGUACUUUCAAGAUAAGCAUUUUUUUUAGUUGGCUUCUAUUUACUUCUCGGUUAAGGGUAGAGCUUGGUUCCUUCAAACCUACUUGCAUCCGAUUUUCGACAGGUUAGUCCGUACCUUUCAGACGGACCAAGAGUCUGGCAUCCUCAUCACGUGCCACAUCCAUCUGCUCCUCCUGCCAGUAGAAUCAAUCAACGGCGGAAUGGCGGAUGGCGGAAUUGAUUGGAUUAGCGGUUGAUUUAAAUGUUGACGAAGCGAGGCAUUUUUGACGAUGAAUGAGUCAGUAGCUUUGAAAUGCUUGGGACAAGAACCUUGGAGCCCUUUUCAAAAAGAAAGAAGUAAAAAGUAUUUUUUU
This is a messenger RNA of Anopheles stephensi (Asian malaria mosquito), 2885 nucleotides long. RefSeq names its product O-acyltransferase like protein-like. Lineage: Eukaryota; Metazoa; Arthropoda; Insecta; Diptera; Culicidae. The transcript is spliced from 11 exons. The record is from RefSeq and is a predicted model, not a curated record. The coding region runs from base 61 to 1953 and encodes 630 amino acids. Gene Ontology annotation, molecular function: acyltransferase activity, transferring groups other than amino-acyl groups.